UCUGCAGCAUCAUGGCCUCCACACUGGUGAUCCUGCUGCUGCCGCUCCUGGUCUCGCUGGCCUCGGCAUCACAUCACUAUGGUGCAACCUCGACCUUCACCUACAAGGGGAAAAACCCUGAUGGCUCACACAGGAUUGACGUUCGCAGCAGGGAAACCUUUACCUUUUGCAAUCACGAACUUAACUGGUAUUGUUACAAUGGCAACUGUGGCAGUAGCACCAGUUAUCGGAGAGGCACACUCGACAGCAGCACCAAUGCACCACAAUAUAUUGGCCAAUGGUGCGAAACUGAAACGGUCUCAACAAGAAGAGUCACGAGUGACAAACCUUUUAAUUUGAAGACAUCCAGCUGCUGUUGGGUCCAAACCCGAAACGGUUUAAACAGUUGGUCUCAACUGACCUCUGUGGAUUUGGGAACAAGAUCUGACACUGGAAAACCAAACAGAUCACCAGACAUCGCCAUUCUUCCUCUCCUACGCGUGCCCCAGAACUGUCCACGGACAUACAAACUACCAUCGUUUGAUCCUGACCGUGACAACGUUCAAUGCAGAUAUGGAAACAUCAGAUCUGUGGAGUGCAGCGCGUGCACCUCACCUUCAGGCUUCGACUUAGAUCAGGGCUCUUGCACAUUAAACUACCUCUCCGCCCCUGCUGACAGCAGAGUUUAUGGAUUUGAGAUGGUUGUGGAGGACUUCCCAAAAAGGAGCAUCAGUCUGACCUACGAUGAUGGAUCCCGGUCCUACAGGGCGCCACUACCUGUGAGGGCAAAGAGACAAGCAACAACCACAGCUGCACCCACAACCUCAUGGUGGUGGUGGCAGACAACCACAGUUCCAACCACAACCUCAUGGUGGUGGCAGCCAACCACAACUACAGCUGCACCCACAACCACAACUCCAACCACAACCUCAUGGUGGUGGUGGCAGACAACCACAACUACGGCUGCACCCACAACCACAACCACAACUCCAACCACAACCUCAUGGUGGUGGUGGCAGACAACCACAGCUACCCCAACAACCACAACAUACACUGGCGCCAAUAAUCCUCUCAGUAAACUACCUUUGCAUUUCUCUUUUCUGGUGGACCCAUCUGCUCCAUCAUGUCAGGAGGGGCUCUACUUGCCAAGGUUGUUGCCCCCAACACCUGCAAAUGGAGUACGCAUCCAGGCAGAGAUCAACAAAGAACUGGAGAUAAAAGUCAAAGCACAAGCUUCGGCAGCAACAGUGAUUGAUAUCAUCAUAAGUGGGCCCUUGAAUAUCAGCAAGCACAGGACCACAAACGGCGAUUUUGCCAUUAGGUGGACACCUAUCACGGACGAACUGGGAAAUUAUUUCUCAAUCUGCUUUGCUGUUGAAGCCAUGGCAGGGUCGAGCAUCUACCAGUCUGAGAUGAGGUGUGUUGUGGUGGACGUCGUGGAUCAAAUAGUUAAAUCCUAUGUGAGCUGCAGUGAGUCCGCAAUGACAGUAGAGAUUGAGAAAUCUUCAUUCCCUCGACUCAGUGAGGAUCAUUUGCGACUCAAUGACCCCACCAACACCGUCUGCAGCCUCCAGAGACACUCCAACAGCACUCAUGUCGUCGCUGUCAUCCCCCUCAACGCUUGUGGCACUCAGAUCGAGGAAGAUGAUGACAACCUCAUUUUCACAAAUGAAAUCACCACCAUUGACAGAGGGACGGAUGUGAUCACCAGGAAACACCUGCUGGAAGUGCAGGUUUGCUGUCAGUACCCAAAACGGGGAAAUGUGUCACAGAGCUUCACCGUGCACAGGCCGAACGUAACGGUCUGGGAGAAAGGCUACGGCAAGUUUACCUACGGGUUCGAGUUCUAUCCUGACAGCACAUUCAGAACCAUGGUGGAUCCAAAUUUGUACCCUCUGGAGUACGAGAUAGGGAGCAGGGUUUUCAUGCAGAUCGAGGCCACCUCUUCAAUCAACAACACCGAGCUGUUUGUGGAAUCCUGCACCGCUGCACCAUAUGACAACCCAAACUCCAGGCCAAAAUACACCAUCAUUGAAAAUGGGUGUAACGUGGACUCGACAAUUCAAAGAUACACCCCUGACAACCAAACACAGUUCAAGUUCAGCAUGGAGGCCUUCAAGUUCAUCGGUCAGAAUAACCAGGUGUACAUCAGCUGUUCAGUCAUGAUGUGUGAAGCAGGGAACCCCAACACCAGGUGUGCACAGGGAUGCAUCAACUCCACCCAGCCAGGUGGUCACAACAUCGCAAAGAGAGAGGUUGUCACCCAGACUUCAAGGCACCUGGUUUCCCAGGGUCCCCUCCGCUUAAAGAGAUCAGCAGAAGGUGCUGAAAGUCCAGUGAUGAACCUGAACCUGAACCUGAACCUGGUCUUCAUCGCUGGAUGUCUUCUUGCAGCUGUCGGCAUGAUCAGUGCUGUGGUCAUGUACAAAACCAAAAUGUCAAAGGUCAAAUACCAACCUCUGCCCACAUUCGAGAGUUAAACAACUGUGUGAGCAGAAUAUAAGAUCUGUUUUUUUAAGUUUGAAGAUAUGAAGCUCUUGAUGAUGGGUGUCAGGUGUCUAAUUAAAUGGACUGUUAAACAAAUGCAUGUAUCUUACAUACAGAAAGUUUUAUAUUAAAUGCAACUUAAAUUGAAGGAUGAACAGCUGGUGCUGCAGCUGCUGGCUAUUCAGGUGUUGUGUUUACUGUCAUGGGAUUCAAUCUAACCUUACAACUGUUUCUACUUUUAUGUAUUACAGUAUGAUCUAUCUUCAUUUAUGUGUGUAAUCUGUUCAAAAUGAUAUAUGAAUAUGUACAAACUGGCCACUUGUCAAAUUACAACUCAGCAAUUUGGGGUAAUGCUGUAGGUACCUUAGGUUAUAUAGGUAGAAUGGCAGAUGUAGGACCAUGAUGCAUUUGGGUUGGGUUCUGUUUUUUAGCUGAGCGGGAGAGGCAUGCAGGAUUCCUUUCAUUUGUUUGCUUGCUUUUUGGGAAAUAAACCAUGAAAAAAAACAAA
Molecule: messenger RNA, 2974 nt
Organism: Acanthopagrus latus (yellowfin seabream)
Lineage: Eukaryota; Metazoa; Chordata; Actinopteri; Spariformes; Sparidae
Exons: 13
Coding region: 12-2459 (815 amino acids)
Source: RefSeq, a predicted model, not a curated record